UUUGAACCCAACUCCUAUAUAUUUUUUUCUUCUUUUCCAUCAUCAUUCUCCUUCCUGUUCUUGUUCUCCCUUUGCAACAAUGAAACCUCUUUGUCGUCUUCGCCGCCUAUAUUCCAUAUGGAUGUUCAUCUUGGCUCUUCUCGUCACGGCAACCGACGUUCCUACAUCUGUAGGUGCUGCUGAUAACGUUGAUUACUUGGCGUGCAAGAACACUUUAAGCUGUGGAACCGUCAACCAACUCACUUACCCUUUCUGGGGUCAAAUUGACAACACUAAUAACAGGCCAAACUCUUGCGGUGAGCCUAACUUGCAGAUCACAUGUGAAGAUAAAAACAAUAAUAAUGGGGUCCCAAAGUUCACAGUGGAUUCUGUCAAAUACAGGAUUCUUGAUUGGGAGUGGGACAUCAGUAAACAGAAUCUGACAGUUGCUAGGGACGAUUACUUUAGUACUAGCUUUGAUUUCUGUUCAGGAGAUUUCAGCAACAACACCUUGGAUAAAACCAUACUUCAAUAUGAUGAUAACAGUGUUGUUAAUAUCACACUCUUGUACAAGUGUUCUUCAGAAACAAAGCCUUCUUCGGAUCAGUUUACGUUUGUUCAAAGUUGCAACAGCGGUAGUGUCUACUAUGCUGAACAAGAUGAUAAUAAGGCGCUGCCUUAUUAUGAAGGUUGCAGCACUGUUAUUUUUCCUGUUUCAAAGUCCCUAGCUUCGGCUUUUGCUAACAGUGCCAGUAACCCCAUUACUACUAUAAUUCAGCAAGCGUUGCAAGGUGGUUUUGUCUUGAAAUUAUUGCCUCAAAUCAAUGAUAAGUGCAGGGGAUGCACUAACUCAGGUGGCAAUUGUGGCAGCAAUGAUGGACAUUUCGUCUGUUACUGUAACGAUGGAACUCAUCAAAAUUCUUGUUCAGGGAAAAGUACUAACAAAGCAGCUAUUGCAGCAGGUGCUGCUUCAGGAGCUGUAGUCUUUGUUGUCCUUCUUAUAGGUACACUUUUUGUGGUAAGAAGAAGGAGAAGAAAUGCUGAAAGAUCAAGAAGCAACAAGGAUAUUUUGCCUCUGAGUGGAGUCCCUCUUACAUCUUCAACUACAAGUAGUAGUAACACAUCUCAGAGUGUUUCUUCUUACCCUUCCUCCAAGUCUGAUUCUGUGCCAAAGAGUUACUACUAUGGUGUUCAAGUGUUUGACUAUGCUGAACUUGAAGAAGCUACCAACAAUUUUGACCCUUCUAGAGAACUUGGUGAGGGAGGCUUUGGCACUGUUUACAAAGGUAUGCUUCAAGAUGGGCGUGUAGUUGCAGUGAAACGCCACUAUGAAAGCCAUUUAAAGCGUGUUGAGCAAUAUAUGAAUGAAGUUGAGAUUCUAGCACACUUGAGGCACAAGAAUUUGGUCACACUCUUUGGCUGCACUUCAAGACACAGCAGAGAACUCAUCCUUGUUUAUGAGUUCAUACCUAAUGGAACACUAGCCGAUCACCUCCAUGGAAGCCUUGCAAAUUCCACCUUACUUACUUGGAAUGUAAGAUACAAAGUUGCACUCGAAACAGCCGAGGCGCUCUCCUACCUUCACUCUAAGAAAGUUAUACACAGAGAUGUUAAGUCCACAAACAUUCUGCUGACAGAGACUUUUCAAGUUAAGGUUGGUGAUUUUGGACUAUCAAGGUUGUUUCCUAAAUUUGUUACUCAUGUCUCAACAGCGCCACAAGGCACACCUGGCUAUGUUGAUCCGGAGUAUUACCAGAACUACCAACUAACUGAUAAGAGUGAUGUUUAUAGCUUUGGAGUUGUGUUGGUUGAGCUUAUAUCUUCAUUGCAAGCAGUGGACAUAACCCGGAACCGGAACGAAGUUAACUUGGCUAGUCUUGCAGUGAAUAGGAUACAGAACCAAGAAUUGCAUGAAAUGGUUGAUCCAUGUCUUGGAUUUGAGAAGGACAAUGAUGUAAGGAGGAUGGUAACUGCUGUUGCUGAAUUGGCAUUUAGGUGCUUGCAGCAGCAGAGAGAUAUGAGGCCCUCCAUGGAUGAAGUUCUUGAGAUCUUGAGAGGGGUAAAGGGUGAUGAGUUUGGUGCAUUAGAGAGAAACUCAUCAGAAUCAGUGGUGGGUGUUAACCAUAAUAAGACAGAGGAGGUUAUACUUUUGAAGAAGGUUCCACCACCAGUUUCACCAGAUUCUGUUGCUGAUAAAUGGGUUAGCAGCUCUUCUACAUCUAGCACUUCAUAGCUUCUAAGAUUAUUUUUUCCAUUUCUUUUGUAAUGGUUUCAAUGAGCUAGUUUCAGAGUUCACCAUACCCUUCACAAUUCACAUCUCUUAAGAUUCAUUUUGAGGCCUUUUAUGUAUGUUUUCAUGUUAAUAUGUGUGAGAGGUUGAACUCAACAUUGAAAAAUAGGUAAUAUGAUUAGAGAAGAGAGACUUAAUAAAUACUUUUGGUGUAAAUAUUUUUACUCUAAUCAGUUUCUUUGAUUUAUAU
Molecule: messenger RNA, 2459 nt
Organism: Arachis duranensis
Lineage: Eukaryota; Viridiplantae; Streptophyta; Magnoliopsida; Fabales; Fabaceae
Product: LEAF RUST 10 DISEASE-RESISTANCE LOCUS RECEPTOR-LIKE PROTEIN KINASE-like 1.4
Exons: 4
Coding region: 80-2212 (710 amino acids)
Biological process (GO): protein phosphorylation
Molecular function (GO): protein kinase activity; ATP binding; polysaccharide binding
Source: RefSeq, a predicted model, not a curated record